Penicillium coprophilum is the source of this 1221-nucleotide messenger RNA. Its product is annotated as SDR family oxidoreductase. The transcript has 4 exons. NCBI's taxonomy places the organism in Eukaryota, Fungi, Ascomycota, Eurotiomycetes, Eurotiales, Aspergillaceae. The record is from RefSeq and is a predicted model, not a curated record. The coding region runs from base 1 to 1221 and encodes 406 amino acids.
AUGACAAACGGCAAAAAGGUAGCGCUAGUAUUUGGUGCCAGUGGAAUCUCUGGAUGGGCCGUGAGCAAAAACUUACUAUCCUAUCCCACUGCAACCACCUUUGAUCGAAUUAUCGGUUUGAUGCAUCGUCCACGGCCUACAACUGAGAGCGGCCUACCUCAAGAUCCCCGACUGGAGUUGUACUCAGGGGUGGAUCUCCGUACCGAGCUCGAAGAUGUGAAGAAACAGAUGAGGGAACGGGUUCCAAAUCUAGAUCAAGUCACACACGUGUAUUACCUGGCAUACUCCAAUGCCACCGCGUACACCGAGCAUGUGAUGCGUAUCAAGGACAUCAAUAAGCAAAUGACCUACAAUGCUGUCCACGCAACCGAUUCGCUCUGUUUACAGCUUCAGUUCUUAGUCCUCCAGACUGGAACAAAUAACUAUGGGGUUGCAGUGUUCCAGCACAUGGACAAGAUUGAGAUCAAGCCACCCCUAAGGGAGGAUAAUCCCCGAGUUCCAUCACCUUACGGCGAUGAAAUCUUCUACUACGAUCAAGUAGAUUUGAUCAAGGAGGCUGCUGAGGGCAAAUCAUGGAAAUGGUGUGAGGUUCGACCUGAUCAAAUCGUCGGGUUCGUUCCUGAUGUGACUGGCAUGAACUUCGUCGAGCCACUGGCUCUAUACCUCGCUCUCUACCGCUUCGUCAACGGUCCGGGUGCAAGCGUCAACUUCCCCGGGACAAAACCCAAUUUCACCUACCGAUUCACAGACUCGUCCCAGGAUCUGAUUUCAAAGUCUGAAAUUUAUCUCUCUGUGGUUCAGCCAGAGCAGUCUAAUGGUGAAGCCUUCAACAUCGCUGACACUGAUUUGCCAGGGCCGUGGUCCGUUAAAUGGCCGAUCUUAGCUGGAUAUUUCGGCCUAAAGGGAGCCGGUCCUGGUGAGAUGGGUUGGAACAACCUCGAAGAGUGGUGGAAUGAGCAUCAAGAUGACUACCGACAAAUGUGCAAUGCGUAUUGCUUGGAGCACCGUCUUGUUCCUCACUCGUCGUGGGUUUUCCUCAAGACUGGUUUUACACUUCUUGACCGUAACCGCGAGAUGAGCCUUGACAAGAUUCGAGGCGUGGGCUUCAAAGAAGAGAUCCCGGUUGGUGAAGGAUAUAUCAUUGCCCUCGAACGUAUCGCGGAGGCCAAGUUGAUUCCGUCACAACGCGCACUAUGCACCUCGGUAUUUUCACAGUCAUGA